CAUUAGAGCACCCAGUAAUCUCUGCCUGUCUCUGUGUGGUUUGCUGAACACCCAAUCAGCCAGCCGGUCUGUUACCCACAAGCCCGGUGUGCAGUGUAUUAAGGGAGUGUACACAAUAAGCUGAGUUGUGGAGUUUCUGCUAUAGCCAGUCAGCCAUUUGGAAGAGCAUAUUAUCCCGGCAGAGCUAAGCCUCUUCUGAGCUGAGGAUUGCUCCACUGAGUCAGAGUGUUGCUGUUGUUGCUCUCACCUGCUGUGGACAGCAAACCAGCAUGGCUGACUGACUGAACUCAAAGCAAACCAGGCCUGCCACUCAGCUGGAGUCACUCAGAGUUGAUGUGAAAUGGCUCUCCGCAGAUCCCCCUCCUCUACCUGUGCAGGAUCAUGGACCAAUGUUGCGAGCUUCAUGCGAGUUGCCACAGCAAUCAGCGAGUCUUCGUCCAUCCACAGCGAGGGACUGUAUCAUCUGACCAAGGACAUGUCCAGCAUCGGACUGGACCCCAUGUCCCACAGCAUCUUGGAGCCUGCUGCUUACAAAGAACAAUCCUGGGCUGAGGAAUCAGAAACUUUGUUACAGCGCAACAGCAUGCAGAUAACCCCGAGUGAAGACAAAAUCCCAGCCGUGGAUUCACUUUCAAACCCUAGGGCCAGUGCAGAAGGCUUUUACUUCUCCGAUGGCCGACGAAAAGUUGACUACGUUCUGGUCUUCCAUCAUCGACGGCCCGCCUCCAUACGAUCUCGUGCCAGCGCCUCAAUUUCACAUGACAGGUUAUCCAUUGUUUCCAAUGGCAACUUUGCACCUUCGGUGAGCUCAGAUCCGACGGCAGGAAGAGGCCACAUACCGAGAGUGGGGUCUGGAUGUGUUGGCGAAGUGUUCAUGGAGCUUGGUGGUGCAGGAGGGAAUGAGCUGACAGAGCCUGCUGACCAUGAGAUGCAUCUAAUCAGACAGGAAUUUGAGGCUAACCUGCUGGAGGCUGGUCUGGAGAUAGAGAGAGACAGAGAGGUGAAGGCCCAUGGGCCCAGUUUCACUCGUCUCCAUGCGCCCUGGCCAGUACUGUGUCGAGAGGCUGAGUUUCUCAAGAUCAAAGUCCCCACCAAAACGAGUUACGAACUUAAAGAGGAAAGUGGUUUCGGGUCCAGUAUGAACACAGUGUGGAGGAAAAUGAACCAGCCUUUCCAGCCCAAAGUACCGCAUCAGGACCAAGAGCGCACCAAAUUUCUCACGCACUGCUUCUCCAGGGACAAACUCCAUCUGUACAACAUCACAUCUAAAGACACAUUCUUUGACAACGCCACAAGGGGCCGAAUAGUAUACGAGAUCCUGAGGCGGACAGUGUGUGUACGAACCUGUCAAACCAUAGGCAUCAGCACAUUGAUAGCUAAAGGAGUGUAUGACGCAUCCUUCCCUCUUCACGAUGGUGAUUACAAGGUCAUCGGACACCUUGAGGAGAAGAGCGACAGACAGGUUCUGCAUGACGAGUGGGCUAAAUACUCAGCCUUUUACAAGUACCAGCCCAUCGAUCUGGUCAGGAAGUACUUUGGGGAGAAGAUCGGUCUAUACUUCGCAUGGCUCGGUGUUUACACUCAGCUGCUGAUACCAGCCUCUAUAGUGGGAAUCAUUGUGUUUGGCUAUGGGGUGGCGACAGUGGAUACAAAUAUACCCAGUCUAGAGAUGUGUGACGAGCGUCUCAAUUUCACCAUGUGUCCUCUGUGUGACGGAGCCUGUGACUUCUGGAAGCUCAGCUCUGCCUGCGGCACCGCCAGAGCUUCACACCUCUUUGAUAACCCCGCCACAGUCUUCUUUGCCAUCUUCAUGUCUCUAUGGGCGGUGCUGUUCCUGGAGCAAUGGAAGCGCCGUCAGAACAGUUUGAGCCUCAGUUGGGAUCUGACAGGCAUUGAGGACGACGAGGAACAUCCCAGGCCAAAAUACGAGACAAUCCUCCUUCAGAAGAGACAGAGGAAUCAGAAAAAUAAGAAGAAAAAGAAGAAGAAGAAAAAGAAUGAGCCAGAGAAGCAGGAGGAUGGGACAGUGACAGGAAAGGACAGAUGGAGACAAAAACUACUGUCUGCUAUGGCUGCAGGACCACCGUCUACCAUAGAGAAGUUGACCUGGAAAGACCGUCUCCCUGGAUACUUGAUCAACGUUUCCUCUAUCCUCUUUAUGUUUGGCUUGACGUUUUCAGCAGUUUUUGGCGUCAUCAUCUACCGCAUCACAGUGUCGGCCCUGAUAGCGAUGAGCCCCGACCCGGAGACCAAGGCCAAUGUUCGGGUUACGGUGACGGCCACUGCGGUCAUCAUCAACCUGGUGGUUAUUCUGAUCCUUGAUGAGAUCUACGGCACUGUGGCAUUGUGGCUGACUGAGCUAGAAAUUCCUAAAACGGAAAGCAACUUUGAGGAGCGUCUCAUCCUGAAAGCUUUCUUGCUGAAGUUUAUGAAUGCAUACGCACCCAUCUUUUAUGUGGCUUUCUUCAAGGGAAGGUUUGCUGGACGACCUGGAGAUUACGUCUAUGUCUUUCAGGAUCAUCGGAUGGAGGAGUGUGCACCAGGAGGCUGCCUCAUCGAGUUGUGCAUUCAGCUCAGCAUCAUCAUGCUGGGCAAGCAGCUGAUCCAGAACAACAUCUUUGAGAUCGGCAUCCCGAAGUUGAAGAAGCUGGUGCGUGCAUUAAAGGAUAAAGGAUCAGCGGAGAAGGAGAUGGAGGGGGAGAGGCCUCCCCAGCAGUGGAACCUGGACUACGCCCUGGCUCCUUUUGAAGGCCUCACGCCUGAAUACAUGGAGAUGAUCAUCCAGUUUGGUUUUGUCUCUCUGUUCGUGGCUUCGUUCCCGCUUGCUCCGCUCUUUGCCCUGCUCAACAACGUCAUUGAGAUCAGACUGGAUGCCAAGAAGUUUGUGACAGAGUUACGCAGGCCAGUUGCCGUACGUGCAAAGGACAUUGGUGUAUGGUACAACAUACUGAGUGGAAUGGGAAAAUUCUCAGUCAUUAUAAAUGCCUUUGUGAUCUCCUUCACAUCAGACUUCAUCCCCCGGCUCGUCUACCAGUACACAUUCAGUCAGACCGGCACCAUGCACGGCUUCAUUGACCACACGCUCUCCUACUUCAACGUGUCCAAUUUCCAACCUGGCACGGCACCGCUGAACUCACAGCAAGGAAACAUCACCAUCUGCCGGUACAAAGACUACAGGGAGCCGCCCUGGUCUCCAGACGCGUACAUGGUCUCCAAACAGUACUGGUGUGUCCUGGCUGCAAGACUGGCUUUCGUCAUAUUGUUCCAGAAUCUGGUGAUGUUCCUCAGCCUCGUGGUUGCCUGGGGGAUCCCGGACGUUCCCAAAAACGUCGUGGAGCAGUUCAAACGGGAGAAGAAGCUCCUGGUCGAGGUGUUCUUACGGGAAGAGAAGGAGAAAUUCCAACUCAUCCAGAGCCUUUUCUCCAAGGACGGCACCCUCCGCCCAGCCAGCCACAUGCUCCACCCGGGUCAAGGCUUGCCCAUCCCGGGCCGCUACAGUACUCUACCCCCGGUUCCAACACAGGGCUUGGCUGGAGACGGAGGAGUGCCGAGAGCGAGGUGUAGGGCCGCCAGCUUCAGCCAGUUCACCGGGCAGAUUCCCCCGUCGCCCAGAAAUGAAAAUGAGAAUUCAAGACACACGGCGGUGUGACACGGAACACACACAUCUUUGGGACGCCUGUGCUACAGCUGGGCCUCAGGACUGGAUAAACGUGUUGCUCUGGUGAUUCGGUCCGUAAAUGUCUUUGCCUGUGUCUUUUGUGUCCUGGUGUGUCUGACACAGUACUAGUGUGAUUAAAAAAAACAAAAAAAAUCACAGCAUAAUUUUGAAGACUUUUGAAUUCAUUGGUCGUAGUGUGGUUCAAUGUGCAAUGUCCACACUGGUUGAACGGGUGUCUGUGUUGUUCCUCCUCGCAUCGACUGUUCACCUGAUAAAAUGUUAGGAUUUUUACUUUUUGGUAAAAAUAUUAAUGAUUUAGCAAGGCACACUUGCUUCAUAGCGUAGACAAGCAAUAAUUACAGUAUUAGGCUGAACAACUGAAUAUAACAAGAACGUGGAAGAGACUGGAGAUAAAGAAAGAACUAAUAACAAAUGGACAGAUUCAUUGAUGAGCACUUAAUCAACACAACGGAUUCAUGGACAUGGGCUUAUUACUAGGGCUGAGGACUGCUUUAUGUGCUUAUGCUCUAUAUGUAUUUAUGUUUUUACCAGAAUUUGUAGCAGCUGCGACAUUCCACUUUUCCUGUACAAUACAUUUUAAGACAUGGACCUGAAAGCACACCAUUUACUGUUCCAGCUGAUUUUUUUCCAUAAAAUUCAGAAAUCACUUUGAGUAAUUUAAAAAUGCAAUAAAAUUGUAAUGUUAGUCAAUACACAGCUGCUGGUUAUUGUUUUUCUGCAUUCUGCUCUACGUAUUUGAUGUAUGGAUUCAUAUGCCAAUGUGGCACACUGUUGCAUGCCACUCAUAGAUUAUAGUCCAAGCUGUUGUUUUAGGAAUAGAUCUGUGAAGCAAAUGUUUUUUUUCUGUUAGCCAUAUGGACUUAAGUAAGAAUGACUUAAUAACUACACUUAAUAACUUCUGAAUGCACAGAGAAAGCCAACUCUUUUGCAAACUGUGAAAGGCAGUGAGCUAGAUAUUAUCUCACUGCUUUUAUUGCCAAGGAAACAAAUGAUUCCCUUGACAACACUUCCUUCAUUAUGAAAUACCAGACUGUAUAAUCUGACAUUCCUGCCGGUCAGUAAUACAUCUGGGUUACUACUGCCCAAAUAGAACUGU
Molecule: messenger RNA, 4775 nt
Organism: Etheostoma cragini (Arkansas darter)
Lineage: Eukaryota; Metazoa; Chordata; Actinopteri; Perciformes; Percidae
Gene: ano2b
Product: anoctamin 2b
Exons: 27
Coding region: 341-3649 (1102 amino acids)
Biological process (GO): chloride transmembrane transport
Cellular component (GO): plasma membrane
Molecular function (GO): protein dimerization activity; chloride channel activity
Source: RefSeq, a predicted model, not a curated record